Chiloscyllium plagiosum (whitespotted bambooshark) is the source of this 17050-nucleotide messenger RNA. Lineage: Eukaryota; Metazoa; Chordata; Chondrichthyes; Orectolobiformes; Hemiscylliidae. The record is from RefSeq and is a predicted model, not a curated record.
GCAUGGUGGCGCGUGGCGCCGGCCGGUCUGUCGCGCCGGCUGUCAGUGUUAGUUAAGCUCGGACUGCGGACAGAGAGAGAGCGCAGGCGGGCGGGGGAGAUAGAGGCAGCAAUCAUGGCUGAGGGGGGUGAAGGAGAAGAGGAGAUCCUCUUCCUUCGAACAGAUGAUCAAGUGGUUCUUCAGUGCACUACGAGCAUUGUCAAAGCACAGAUUAAGCUCUGCCUUUCUGCUGAAGGAUUUGGAAAUCGGCUUUGCUUCCUUGAAGCAACAUCAAAUGCAAAGAAUGUGCCUCCAGACCUUGCAAUUUGCAGCUUUGUGCUGGAGCAGUCACUCUCUGUGCGAGCCCUGCAAGAGAUGUUGGCCAACACAGUUGAAAAGGGCAAUGAGCCUCUUGAUCUGGACAAAUGGUCUUCUCAGGGAGGAGGCCAUCGAACCCUUUUGUAUGGUCAUGCUAUUCUACUCCGACAUUCCCACAGUGGCAUGUAUUUAAGUUGUUUGACCACCUCAAGGUCUUUGACAGACAAAUUAUCCUUUGAUGUUGGGCUUCAAGAAGAUGCUUCAGGCGAGGCUUGCUGGUGGACCAUUCAUCCAGCCUCCAAACAGAGGUCUGAGGGUGAGAAAGUACGUGUGGGUGAUGAUCUCAUCCUCGUUAGUGUUUCCUCUGAAAGAUAUCUGCAUUUAUCCUGUGCCAGUGGAGAUUUACAGGUGGAUGCAUCCUUUAUGCAGACACUUUGGAAUAUGAACCCUAUCUGCUCAGGCUGUGAGUUGGCUGAAGGGUACUUGACUGGUGGACAUGUACUGCGCCUUUUUCACGGUCACAUGGAUGAAUGUCUCACUGUAGCAGCAUUUGAUCAAGGUGAAGAGCAGCGCAGAUUAGUUCAUUAUGAAGGUGGUGCAGUGUGCAGCCAUGCAAGAUCCUUGUGGAGAUUGGAGCCAUUACGCAUCAGUUGGAGUGGUGGACACAUGAAAUGGGGUCAGCCUUUCCGCAUUCGGCAUGUUACAACAGGCAAAUACUUGGGUCUGGAUGAGGAGAAAGGACUUUUACUUUUUGAUCAAGACAAAUCAAACACCAAAAUCACCUCAUUUUGCUUCCGUAUCUCAAAGGAUAAAAUUGAUGUUGCUCAUAAAAGGGAUAUAGAAGGCAUGGGAAUUCCUGAGAUCAAGUACGGUGAGUCGAUGUGCUUUGUCCAACAUGUGAACAGCGGACUUUGGCUGACUUACGCUGCAGCUGAUACCAAAACAGUCCGUUUGGGACCCUUGAAGAGGAAAGCUAUACUACACCAAGAGGGGCACAUGGAUGAUGCACUUUCACUGUCUCGCUCACAACAAGAGGAAUCACAGGCCUCCCGAAUGAUCUUCAGUACAAAUGGUCUCUUCAACCAAUUCAUUAAAGGCCUAGAUAUGCUCAGUGGCAAGAAUAAAUCAUCAGCUCCAGUGACGCUACCCAUUGAUUCGAUAGUGCUAAGCCUUCAAGACUUGAUCAGCUACUUUCAACAUCCAGAGGAGGAGCUUGCACAUGAAGAAAAGCAGACUAAAUUGCGCUCACUGAAGAAUAGACAGAAUUUAUUCCAGGAAGAGGGCAUGAUCCAGCUGGUAUUGGAUUCCAUUGACCGACUGAAUAUGUAUAACAGUGCAGCUCAUUUCUCAGAGUUUGCAGGAGAAGAGGCAGCUGAGUCCUGGAAAGAAAUUGUAAACCUGUAUUAUGAACUGCUGGCAUCCCUCAUCCGUGGCAAUCGCAGGAACUGUGCUCUGUUCUCUGAUAAUCUAGACUGGUUAGUCAGCAAGCUAGAUCGACUGGAGGCUUCCUCAGGUAUCCUGGAAGUGCUGUACUGUGUUUUGAUUGAAAGUCCUGAGGUUCUGAACAUCAUAACCGAAAAUCACAUCAAAUCAAUCAUCUCCCUGUUGGACAAACAUGGACGAAAUCACAAGGUGUUAGAUGUGCUGCGCUCUCUCUGUGUCUGCAACGGCGUGGCUGUACGAUCCAACCAAAAUCUUAUUACGGAGAAUUUACUUCCAGGUCGUGACCUGCUGCUCCAAACAAACAUGAUUAAUUAUGUCACAAGCAUGAGGCCUAAUAUCUUUGUGGGUAUAUGUGAAGGUUCUACACAAUACAAGAAAUGGUACUUUGAACUGAUGGUGGAUUAUGUUGAUCCAUUUUUAAUGCCACAGCCUGUUCAUCUGCGAGUGGGCUGGGCUUUAACAGAGGGUUACAGCCCUUACCCAGGAGGAGGUGAGGGCUGGGGAAGUAAUGGAGUUGGAGAUGAUUUGUAUUCUUAUGGUUUUGAUGGACUUCAUCUGUGGUCAGGACAUAUUGCCAAGACAGUUGCUUCACCCGAUGCACACAGUCUUGCUGCUGAUGAUGUAGUUAGCUGCUGUCUUGAUUUGAGUGUCCCCAGUAUCUCUUUUCGGAUUAAUGGCCAUCCCGUGCAAGGCAUGUUUGAAAAUUUUAACGUUGAUGGCCUCUUCUUUCCUGUGGUUAGCUUUUCUGCAGGAGUUAGAUUGUGUGUCAUAUUUCUAUGGGGAUCGGUGAAGCUUAGUGAGAUUAUUGUCCUACCGCCUCACCUGGAGAGGAUACGAGAGAAAUUAGCUGAAAAUAUCCAUGAACUUUGGUCUUUGACAAAGAUUGAGUUGGGUUGGACAUAUGGAAUAAUUCGAGAUGACAACAAGAAACUGCAUCCUUGUUUGGUGGAGUUUAACAAACUGCCCGAGGCUGAGAGAAACUACAACUUACAAAUGUCAGGUGAAACUCUGAAAACCCUGUUAGCGCUGGGUUGCCAUGUUGGAAUGGCUGAUGAAAAGGCAGAAGAAAAUCUGAAGAAAAUUAAAUUGGCCAAAUCGUACCUGAUGUCAAAUGGAUACAAGCCUGCUCCACUUGACCUUGCCCAUGUCAAACUGACUCCAGCUCAAAAUACUCUGGUGGACAAAUUGGCUGAAAAUGGUCAUAACGUCUGGGCAAGGGACCGCAUCCGUCAAGGAUGGACAUACAGUAUUUUGCAGGAUAUUGGUAAUAAGAGAAAUCCUCGCCUUGUACCAUACAACCUCCUGGAUGAACGUACUAAGAAAACAAACAGAGACAGUUUGAAUGAGGCUGUCCGCACCCUGAUUGGUUAUGGCUACAAUAUCGAGCCACCAGAUCAAGAAGCCACUGCCCAUGUCCCAGGUAUAACUCGGAAUGAAAAGGUUCGGCUGUUCCGUGCUGAGAAGUCAUAUGCAGUGAAGAGUGGCAAAUGGUACUUUGAAUUUGAAGCUGUGACCAUAGGAGAAAUGAGAGUAGGAUGGGCACGACCCGAAUGUAGACCUGACCUACCAUUAGGAGCUGAUGAUCUUGCUUUUGUUUUUAAUGGAUUUAAGGGUCAGCGCUGGCAUAUAGGGAGUGAACCAUUUGGUCGUACGUGGCAGUCAGGUGAUGUGGUUGGUUGCAUGAUUGACCUACAUGAAAUGAACAUCAUGUUCACACUUAAUGGAGAGAUGCUUAUCAGAGACUCUGGGUCUGAGUUGGCUUUCAAAGACAUCGAAAUAGGCGAUGGAUUUGUUCCAGUGUGCAGCCUGGGCCUUUCUCAGGUCGGACGCAUUAACCUGGGCCAAGACGUUAGCAGCCUGAGAUAUUUCACCAUAUGCGGUUUGCAAGAAGGCUUUGAACCCUUUGCUGUAAAUAUGAAACGGCCCAUCACAAUGUGGUUCAGCAAAAGUUUGCCUCAGUUUGUUCCAGUUCCCACUGAUCACAGUCAUGUUGAGGUUACAAGAAUUGAUGGAACAGUUGACAGCCCUCCUUGCUUGAAAGUUUCUCAUAAAACAUUUGGGUCUCAGAACAGCAACACUGACAUGCUGUUCUUGCGCCUCAGCCUGCCCGUUGAGUUCCAUGAUACAUUCAAGUGCACCCCUGGCACUACACCAUUGACUAGAAUGACAAUCCCAGAGGAAGAAGUUGAAGAUAUUGAUGUGGACUCAGAAUUUGAAGUUCUGAAAAAGUCAGCCAGUCGGACACAAACGGAAACGCCGACCAAUGAAAAGGAUCUCCCAAAGGAAGCACCCAAAGAGGUGGCCAAGACCGAAAAUGAUAAGGAUUCCUCCUCUGAGAAAAGUAAAACGAAAUCGAGGUUCCUAUUUAAAAAGAAACCUGCCUUUAUUGCUCCACCUCCAGUUAUACCAACUGUCCCUCGCCUGAUAGAGGAUGUUGUGCCUGAUGACAGGGAUGACCCUGAGAUUAUUUUGAACACAACAACGUAUUACUAUUCUGUGAGGAUAUUUGCUGGACAGGAACCAGGAGGAGUGUGGGUUGGUUGGGUAACCCCUGACUUUCAUCAACACGAUGGCAACUUUGAUUUAACUAAAGUUCGCACAGUAACUGCCUCAGUAGGAGAUGACCAAGGCAAAGUCCAUGACAGUAUUAAGCGGAGCAACUGUUACAUGGUCUGGGGAGGUGAAUUUAGCAAUUCCCAACAAGCAAGCCGCAGUAAUGUUGAUCUGGAGAUUGGCUGCCUUGUUGAUUUAGCAACUGGUCUCAUGACAUUCACCGCAAAUGGGAAAGACAUCAACACCUACUACCAGGUUGAACCAAGUAAGAAGUUAUUCCCUGCAGUCUUUGUUCAGCCUUCUAGCCAGAACAUGUUCCAGUUUGAGCUUGGAAAGCUGAAGAAUAUUAUGCCUAUUUCAUCAGCUAUGUUUAAGAGUGAGCGAAAGAACACCAUCCCCCAGUGUCCUCCAAGACUUGAUGUCCAAAUGAUCACACCAGUAGUGUGGAGUCGGGUGCCAAAUGAUUUUUUGAGUGCGGAAACAGCACGGAUCAGUGAGCGACAUGGCUGGAUGGUAGAAUGCUUAGAGCCACUUAUUAUGAUGGCACUGCAUAUUCCUGAGGAGAACAGGUGUAUUGACAUCUUGGAGCUUUCUGAACAUAAAGAUCUACUGCAAUUCCACUACCACACAUUGCUGCUGUACUGUGCAGUGUGUGCAUUGGGCAACAACCGGGUUGCCCAUGCCAUAUGUAGCCAUGUUGAUGAAUUUCAGCUACUUUACACGAUUGAGAACACGUAUCUACCAGGGCUCCUGCGUAGUGGCUAUUAUGAUCUACUUAUUAGUGUCCAUCUAGAGUCAGCUAAACGAUCGCGAUUAAUGAUGAAUAAUGAGUUUAUUGUCCCAAUGACUGAAGAUACAAAACAAAUUACAUUGUUCCCAGGAGAGAGCAAAGUUUACGGCCUACCUGGUGUAGGAGUUACCACGUGCUUGAGACCACCUCUACAUUUUGCCUCUUUAUCUUUUGUUGGUACUAGUAACGAUCGUUACCAAUUCAGUCCUGAGAUCCCACUAGACAUUCUCAAAACCAAAGCCAUUAACAUGCUGACAGAGGCUGUCCAGGAUGGUGGGCAGCACACAAGGGAUCCAGUGGGUGGAAGUGUGGAAUUUCAGUUUGUGCCAGUACUCAAACUUGUUAGCACUCUCCUCAUUAUGGGGGUCUUCGAUGAUGAAGACGUUAAGCACAUACUGAAGAUGAUUGAACCUAAUGUGUUUGCUGAGGUCAAGGAGGAAGUUGAAAAGAGUGAGGAUGAAAGUGCUAAGGAUGAAGAAGUACCAACUGCUGAAGAAGAAGGAGAAGCAGAAGAAGCUGGAGAGAAAGAAAGAGAGAAAGAUGAACAUGAAGAGGUAGAAGAGUCCAAGGAGGACAAGACUGUGGAAGAAGGCGAAGAAACAAAGGAGGAAGAAUUGAAGGAAGGACUUUUGCAGAUGAAACUGCCUGAGUCUGUCAAAUUACAGAUGUGCAAACUUUUGCAAUUCUUCUGUGACUGUGAACUUCGACACCGGGUUGAAUCAAUUGCUUCGUUAGCUGAUAAAUUUGUGAAUAAAAUGCAAACAGAUCAGAAGGAACGCUACCGAGAGCUCAUGUUAUCUUUUAACAUGUCAGCAGCUGAAACUGCCAGAAAAACAAGGGAAUUCCGUUCACCCCCUCAAGAGCAGAUUAACAUGUUGAUGAAUUUUAAAAUGGAGAUAGAUGAAGAAGAUUGCCCUCUUUCAGAUAAUGUGAAAGAGGUGUUACUCGAAUUCCACACCAAACUUCUUACUCAUUGUGGCAUUCAAAUAGAAGAAGAGGAGGAAGAGGAAGAAACAGAUACAUCACUCAAAGGCCGCUUGCUAAAUCUUGUUGAGAAAGUCAAGGGUUUAAGAAAGAAGAAAGAGGUUGAAGAUACCGGAACUGAAGAAGAAGAGAAGACACCCAGUACACUGCAGGAGUUGAUCUCUCAUACAGUAGUGCAUUGGGCCCAAGAAGCCUUCAUCCAGAAUCCAGAACUCGUGCGUUUGAUGUUCAGCUUGCUGCACAGACAGUAUGAUGGUGUUGGUGAGCUUAUCCGCGCUAUGCCUAAGGCAUACAUCAUUAAUGCUACAUCUGUCGAGGACACGAUGAAUUUGCUAGAAUGCCUGGGCCAGAUCCGUUCAUUGCUCAUUGUCCAAAUGGGUCCAGAGGAAGAGAGGCUCAUGAUUCAGAGCAUUGGAAACAUUAUGAACAAUAAAGUCUUCUAUCAACAUCCCAACUUAAUGCGUGCUUUGGGCAUGCAUGAAACUGUAAUGGAAGUAAUGGUGAACGUGUUGGGAGGUGGUGAUUCGAAGGAGAUACGGUUUCCCAGGAUGGUUACAAACUGCUGCCGAUUCCUGUGCUAUUUCUGUCGCAUCAGUCGCCAGAAUCAGAGAGCUAUGUUUGAUCAUCUAAGCUACCUACUAGAUAAUAGUGGCAUUGGACUUGGUAUGAGGGGGUCCACUCCACUUGAUGUUGCAGCUGCUUCAUGCAUUGACAAUAAUGAACUUGCCUUGGCUUUGCGGGAGCCUGAUCUGGAAAAGGUGGUGACAUACCUGGCAGGAUGUGGACUGCAAAGCUGCCCAAUGCUUCUGGCAAAAGGAUAUCCAGAUAUUGGAUGGAACCCUGUUGGAGGAGAGCGUUAUCUGGACUUUUUGCGGUUUGCUGUAUUCGUUAAUGGAGAAAGUGUAGAAGAAAACGCCAAUGUUGUUGUGCGUUUAUUGAUCCGUCGCCCUGAAUGCUUUGGACCAGCCCUCAGGGGUGAAGGUGGGAGUGGCUUGCUAGGAGCCAUUGAGGAUGCCAUCAAGAUUUCUGAGGAUCCUGCCCGUGAUGGACCAACAGUCAAGAAAGAUCGUAGACGGGAAUUGUUUAGUGAAGAAGUCCAUGAAGAAAAUCGUGUCCAUCUGGGUAAUGCCAUCAUGUCUUUCUACUCCGCACUGAUUGAUCUGUUGGGCCGGUGUGCUCCAGAGAUGCAUCUGAUCCAGGCUGGAAAAGGUGAAGCAUUGCGAAUUCGGGCAAUCCUGCGAUCCCUGGUUCCUAUUGAAGAUUUGGUUGGCGUUAUCAGUUUGCCUCUACAGAUACCUGCUUUUGGAAAAGAUGGGAACCUUGUUGAACCUAAAAUGUCAGCCAGCUUUGUUCCUGACCAUAAGGCUCCCAUGGUGCUGUUCCUGGAUCGAGUCUACGGGAUAGAAAAUCAGGAUUUUCUCCUUCAUGUACUGGAGGUUGGCUUCUUACCUGAUAUGAGAGCUGCUGCAUCCUUGGAUACUGUUGCUUUCAGUACCACUGAGAUGGCACUCGCUUUGAACCGCUACCUUUGUACUGCAGUCCUUCCUCUGAUAACUAAAUGUGCACCACUGUUUGCUGGAACGGAACAUCGAGCCAUUAUGAUUGAUUCUAUGCUGCACACCAUUUACCGACUGUCCAGGGGCCGUUCCCUAACAAAGGCACAAAGAGAUGUGAUUGAAGCAUGCCUCAUGGCAUUGUGCAGCUACCUCAGGCCAUCAAUGCUACAACACUUACUUCGUCGACUGGUGUUUGAUGUACCGAUAUUAAAUGAAUAUGCCAGGAUGCCAUUAAAGUUGCUAACAAAUCAUUAUGACAGAUGUUGGAAAUACUACUGUCUUCCAUCCGGAUGGGCAAAUUAUGGAGUGACAUCUGAGGAAGAACUCCACCUAACUCGUAAACUCUUCUGGGGAAUCUUUGAGUCAGUGUCACAGAAGAAAUAUGAUACUGACUUAUUCAAGGCCGUGAUGCAGUGUCUGUGUGCAAUAGCUGGUGCACUGCCACCAGAUUAUGUUGAUGCCAGCUAUUCCUCCAAAGUCGAAAAAAAAGCUUCAGUGGAUGCAGAAGGCAACUUUGACCCAAAACCUGUCGACACAAUGAAUGUCAUAAUUCCUGAAAAGCUGGACUCUAUUAUCAACAAGUAUGCAGAGUAUACACAUGACAAGUGGGCUUUUGAGAAGAUACAAAAUAACUGGAGUUAUGGUGAAACUAUUGAUGAAGAAGCCCAGACCCAUCCAUGGUUAAGACCAUAUAAAACAUUCUCUGAAAAGGACAGGGAAAUAUAUAGAUGGCCAAUUAAGGAAUCUCUAAAAGCUAUGAUUGCCUGGGAAUGGACGAUUGAAAAAGCAGGCGAGGGAGUGGAAAAGAGUGAGAAAGGAGAGAAGAAAACCCGCAAGAUUUCACAAUCCGCCCAGAUGGUCUAUGAUCCUAGUCAUGGAUACAAUCCACAACCCCCUGAGCUGCUGAACAUGACAUUGUCUCGUGAAUUGCAGUCGAUGGCAGAGCAACUCGCAGAAAAUUACCACAACACAUGGGGUCGUAAGAAGAAGCUAGAGUUGCAAGCUAAAGGUGGUGGAACCCAUCCACUUUUGGUUCCGUAUGACACACUGACUGCUAAAGAGAAAGCUCGAGACAGAGAGAAAGCUUACGAAUUGCUCAAAUUCUUGCAAAUGCAUGGCUAUGCUGUAACAAGAGGGUUGAAGGACAUGGAACUGGACACGUCCUCCAUUGAGAAGAGAUUUGCCUAUGGUUUUCUGAAGAAAUUGUUGCAGUGGUUGGACAUAGCUCAAGAGUUUGUUGCACAUAUAGAGGCUGUUGUAAGCAGUGGAAGAGUUGAGAAAUCACCCCAUGAGCAGGAAAUCAAAUUCUUUGCAAAGAUUUUACUCCCUUUGAUAAAUCAAUACUUCAAGAAUCAUUGCUUAUACUUCCUUUCUACCCCAGCUCAACUCUUGGGCAGUGGAGGACAUUCCUCAAACAAAGAGAAGGAGAUGAUAGCCAGUAUCUUCUGCAAACUCGCAGCCUUGAUCAGACAUAGAGUCUCCCUCUUUGGUACUGAUGCUUCUGCAGUUAUAAACUGUUUGCAUAUUUUGGGAAGAUCUUUAGAUGCCAGGACUGUAAUGAAAUCUGGACCUGAAAUAGUGAAAGCAGGCCUGCGGUCAUUUUUUGAAGGAGCCUCCGAAGAUAUUGAGAAAACUGUGGAGAAUCUGAAGCUUGGCAAAGUCUCUCAAAGUCGAACACAAGUGAAAGGAGUUGCUCAGAAUGUCAAUUACACCACUGUGGCUCUUUUGCCUGUACUUACCUCAUUGUUUGAUCACUUGGCACAGCAUCAAUUUGGAGAUGAUAUCAUAUUGGAUGACGUUCAAGUCUCUUGCUAUCGAAUCUUGUCCAGUAUUUAUUCUCUUGGAACCACAAAGAACCCUUAUGUGGAAAGACAGCGUCCCUCUCUGGGUGAAUGCCUUGCCCGACUUGCAGCUGCUAUGCCAGUGGCUUUCCUUGAACACCAUCUAAAUGAUCAUAAUGUAUACUCAGUUUACAACACUAAAACAGCACGGGAGAGAGCCAUUUUGGGUUUGCCAAGUAGUGUUCAUGAAAUGUGUUCCGAUAUUCCUGACUUGGACUAUCUCAUGAAAGAAAUUAAUGAUCUCGCAGAGUCUGGUGCUCGUUACACUGAGAUGCCACAUGUUAUUGAAAUUACACUUCCUAUGCUGUGUAACUACCUGCCACGGUGGUGGGACCAUGGAUUUGACAAUAUUCCUGAUGAAAACACAACAUGCUGCACUAGUGUGACCUCUGAGCACCUUAAUGCCCUUCUGGGAAAUAUUCUGAAAAUCAUAGUUAACAACUUGGGCAUUGAUGAAGCAUCGUGGAUGAAAAGACUUGCAGUUUUUGCUCAACCAAUUAUCAGCAAGGCCAAACCAGAAUUGCUGAAAUCCCAUUUUAUCCCAACCAUGGAAAAGUUAAAGAAGAGAUCAGCGAAGGUGGUAGCUGAAGAGGAUCAACUACGCAUGGAGGGCAAGGGUGACAUUGUGGAGAGCGAAUUACUAAUUCGAGAUGAAUUUUCUGUCCUCUGUCGGGAUUUAUAUGCAUUGUACCCUCUCCUGAUUCGCUAUGUGGACAAUAAUAGGGCACAGUGGUUAACGGAACCAAACCCUGAUGCUGAAGAGCUCUUCAGAAUGGUGGGAGACAUCUUCAUAUUGUGGUCAAAGUCACAUAAUUUCAAACGAGAAGAGCAGAACUUUGUGGUGCAAAAUGAAAUCAACAAUAUGUCGUUUCUCACUGCAGACAGCAAAAGCAAGAUGUCCAAGGCUGGAGAGGAUGGACAGUCUGGAGGAUCUGACCAGGAAAGAACAAAAAAGCAGAAAAGAGGGGAUCGUUACUCCGUUCAGACAUCACUGAUUGUAGCAACCCUUAAAAAAAUGCUUCCUAUUGGCUUGAACAUGUGUUCACCUGCUGACCAAGAGUUGAUUAACAUAGCCAAAACAAGAUAUGCCCUGAAAGAUACAGAUGAAGAAGUAAGAGAGUUUCUUCAGGGUAAUCUCCACUUGCAAGGAAAGUGUGAAAAUUCUUCAGCUAUGCGUUGGCAGAUGGCAUUGUACAAGGACAUGGCUGGCAAGGCUGAAGAUAGCAAUAACCCUGACAAGAUUGUGAAGAGAGUGCAGGAAGUCUCUGCAGUCCUGUUUCACUUGGAGCAGACAGAACAUCCUUUCAAGUCCAAGAAGAUGGUUUGGUACAAGCUGUUGUCCAAGCAGCGCAGAAGAGCUGUGGUAGCAUGUUUCAGAAUGACUCCACUGUAUAAUUUACCAAGGCACCGCGCAUCUAACCUCUUCAUCGAAAGUUAUAGAAAUUCCUGGAUUGACACCGAGGAGCAUUCGUUUGAAGAUAAACUAAUAGAUGAUCUGGCUAAAUCAGGUGAAGAGGAAGAGGAGGAGGAAGAAACAGAGGAGACAAAACCUGAUCCACUCCAUCAGUUGAUUCUACACUUUAGCCGUACUGCUCUGACUGAGAAAAGCAAACUAGAAAUGGACCAUCUCUACAUGUCAUAUGCCGAUAUCAUGGCAAAGAGUUGUCAUAUUAAAGAGGAAGGUGCUGAGGAAGAAGAUGAGGAAGCUGUAGAGCUAACCUUUGAAGAAAAAGAGAUGGAGAAACAAAGACUCCUCUACCAGCAAUCCAGAUUGCACAGCCGGGGAGCUGCUGAGAUGGUUCUACAAAUGAUCAGCGCAUGCAAAGGUGAGCCGGGUGCAAUGGUUUCCUCAACCCUGAAACUUGGUAUUUCCAUUCUGAAUGGUGGUAAUUGUGAGGUUCAACAGAAAAUGCUAGACUACCUGAAAGAGAAAAAGGAUAUUGGUUUCUUCCAAAGCGUGCAAGCUCUCAUGCAAACCUGCAGCGUGCUCGAUCUCAAUGCUUUUGAAAGACAAAAUAAGGCUGAAGGUCUAGGCAUGGUCACAGAAGAUGGAACCAUCAUCAAACGUGAAAGUGGUGAGAAGGUGAUGUCAGAUGAUGAAUUUACUCAAGAUCUCUUCAGGUUUCUACAGUUGCUCUGUGAAGGACAUAACAAUGAUUUCCAGAAUUACCUGCGAACUCAAACAGGUAAUACCACAACUAUCAACAUCAUUAUCUGCACUGUCGACUACCUGCUUCGUCUACAGGAAUCCAUCAGCGAUUUCUAUUGGUACUACUCUGGGAAGGAUGUUGUUGAUGAACCAGGAAAAAGAAAUUUCUCCAAGGCUAUGGCAGUAGCUAAACAAGUGUUUAACAGCCUUACUGAAUAUAUUCAGGGUCCGUGCACUGGUAACCAGCAGAGCCUGGCUCACAGCAGAUUGUGGGAUGCAGUUGUUGGAUUUCUUCAUAUCUUUGCACACAUGAUGAUGAAGCUCGCACAGGAUUCUAGCCAGAUUGAAUUGUUGAAGGAGCUCCUGGACUUACAGAAAGACAUGGUAGUGAUGCUGCUUUCAUUACUGGAAGGAAAUGUUGUGAAUGGCACUAUCGCUAAACAAAUGGUGGAUAUGUUGGUGGAGUCUUCUAGUAAUGUUGAAAUGAUCCUGAAGUUCUUUGACAUGUUCCUGAAACUGAAGGACAUUGUGGCGUCUGAUGCAUUCAAAGAUUAUGUGACUGAUCCCAGAGGGCUCAUCUCAAAGAAGGAUUUCCAUAAGGCCAUGGACAGCCAGAAACAAUACACACCUUCUGAGAUCCAGUUCUUACUAUCGUGCUCAGAAGCAGAUGAGAAUGAGAUGAUAAACUAUGAGGAAUUUGCAAACCGAUUCCAAGAGCCAGCCAAAGAUAUUGGUUUUAACAUAGCUGUGUUACUCACAAACCUAUCUGAACAUGUGCCUCAUGACACAAGGCUGCAAAAUUUCUUGGAAUUGGCAGAGAGCAUCCUCACCUAUUUCCAGCCUUUCUUAGGCCGCAUUGAGAUCAUGGGUGCCAGUAAGAAAAUAGAGCGUAUUUACUUUGAGAUUAGUGAAGCCAAUAAAACUCAGUGGGAAAUGCCUCAAGUCAAAGAGUCUAAGCGACAGUUUAUCUUUGAUGUGGUGAACGAAGGUGGGGAAUCUGAAAAGAUGGAACUCUUUGUCAACUUCUGUGAGGAUACCAUCUUUGAAAUGCAAAUUGCUUCAAAGAUCUCUGAAACAGAUGAGGGGGAAAAGUCAGAAGAUGAGGAAGAGGAAGGGGAGACCGUUGAGAUGAUAGAGGCUGAGAAAGCCUCUUCUCCAGGUGAGGCACCAUCUGCCUUUGCAGCAUUCCUUAGCAGUGUUGUUGACUUUUUUAAAAUAUUCACCUUUAAGAAUAUCAGAAAAAAAUACCGUAAAAUAAAGAAAAUGACAAUUAAAGAGAUGGUGAUGGCCCUGGUGACCUUCUUCUGGACUUUGUUCAUUGGCAUUUUACAAUUUAUCUAUAGCAUCUGCAGUGGCUUCUUCAUGAUAGUAUGGAACACCUUGUUUGGAGGUGGUUUAGUUGAAGGGGCCAAACAUCUGACAGUUACUGAACUCCUGGCUAGUAUGCCUGAUCCUACUCAGGAUGAGGUCCAUGCUGAUCUUCCUGACAUUAGUAAGGCAGAGGUUGAGGAAAUGACUGUGCAAUUGGAGUUUGAAGAUCAAGCUAAAGAAGAGGAAGCAUCUGAGAAGCCUGAUACAAAAAGAGAAAGCGGCCAAUUAAGGAUGAGCUCCCCAGAGUCGAGCCUGGGACUUGGUGACAUUGUGGAGUCCACACCAGUCGAACCUCCAACCCCUGAGGGAACACCACCAAGUUUCAGAAAAGUGAGGCAACAGAUUGAAUCUGAAAUAGAAACCAAGGAAGAAGAUCAACUCAAGACUGAAGCUGAGAAAGCAGACACUGAGAAUGGUGAAAAGGCUGAGAAGGAUAUGAAAGAAAAAGAAGUGCUAGAACAAUCUGAAGAAACAGGGGAAAAGGCAGAAGGAGAAGGAGAAAAGGAGGCAGGAGAAGGAGAAAAGGAGGCAGGAGAAGGAGAAAAAGCUAAAGAAGAAGAAGAAAAAGAAGAAGAAUCCGUUACACCAGCAAGGAAGAUGAGGAAGAAGGCCAAGCAGGAGAGCAAAAAGGAGGAACCAGAAGCAGUAAUGGAGUUCUGGAAUGAGUUUGAGAAUUACAAGACUAAGCUCUUGAAUUAUUUGUCAAGGAAUUUCUACAAUCUCCGCUUCCUGGCUUUGUUUGUGGCGUUUGCAAUCAACUUUAUCCUCCUUUUCUACAAGGUGACACAACUGGAAGACGAAGAAGACUUGGAGGGAACAGGUUUUGAGGAUGAUAUGGUUAGCGCUGGUUUUGGAAAUGGAAAUGGGAAUGGAGAUGAAGAGGAGGAAGAGGACGACGAGGAUUCAUUGGUUUAUUUUGUCCUUGAAGAAAGUACAGGUUAUAUGGCACCAACACUGAAAGCCCUCUCCCUUCUUCACACCCUACUCUCUUUUCUCUGCAUUAUCGGAUAUAACUAUUUGAAGGUUCCUUUGGUCAUCUUCAAACGAGAGAAAGAGCUUGCCAGGAAAUUGGAAUUUGAUGGUUCGUACAUUACAGAACAACCUGCAGACGAUGAUAUUAAAGGGCAGUGGGAUCGGCUAGUACUCAAUACACCGUCAUUCCCAAAUAACUAUUGGGACAAGUUUGUCAAAAGAAAGGUACUAGAUAAGUAUGGUGAUAUCUAUGGCAGGGAGCGUAUUGCAGAGCUACUGGGAAUGGAUAUGAGUGCCUUGGAUGUGACUGUGCCUCAGGAGAAAAAACCAGCAACUGACAACUCGGUUCUUUCAUGGAUCACAUCCUUAGACAUCAAAUACCAAAUAUGGAAGUUUGGGGUGAUCUUCACUGAUAACUCUUUCCUAUACCUCUGCUGGUACAUGGUGAUGUCAGCCCUUGGGCAUUACAAUAGCUUCUUCUUUGCUGCUCAUCUUCUGGACAUUGCUAUGGGUGUCAAGACCCUUCGCACCAUCCUAUCUUCUGUAACUCACAAUGGAAAGCAGUUGAUGAUGACUGUGGGUCUGCUAGCUGUUGUCGUGUACCUCUACACAGUGGUGGCUUUCAACUUUUUCCGCAAAUUUUAUAACAAGAGUGAGGAUGAAGAUGAUCCAGAUAUGAAGUGCGAUGACAUGAUGACAUGCUACCUCUUCCACAUGUACGUAGGCGUACGAGCGGGUGGUGGUAUUGGUGAUGAGAUUGAAGACCCAGCAGGGGAUGAGUAUGAGCUCUAUCGUGUUGUCUUUGACAUUACCUUCUUCUUCUUCGUCAUUGUUAUCCUCCUGGCUAUCAUCCAAGGUUUGAUUAUUGACGCUUUUGGUGAGCUGAGAGAUCAGCAGGAGCAAGUGAAAGAGGACAUGGAGACCAAAUGCUUCAUUUGUGGAAUUGGCAGUGACUACUUUGAUACAACGCCACACGGGUUUGAAACGCACACUUUGGAGGAGCACAAUUUAGCAAAUUACAUGUUCUUCCUGAUGUACCUGAUUAAUAAAGAUGAAACUGAGCACACGGGUCAGGAAUCCUACGUUUGGAAAAUGUACCAGGAACGGUGCUGGGAUUUCUUCCCGGCUGGUGACUGUUUCCGGAAGCAGUAUGAAGAUCAGUUGGGAUAAAGGAGUCUCUGGAACUAACACAGUGACUGUCAAAAUAUUACACUUGUAAUGACCUUUGAAUUUUACCUGGUUCCUUGCUAAAGUUUGUGAAUUGUGUGUCACUGCUUCUUGCUGUGAGACAAAUGUUUGUUUAAAAAAAAAAGGACAAAUACCUGAAGUGAAUUUUAUUACAUAGACUGUUUUUUUUUAAACAAAGUACCUGGACCGGUCUUGAUUGCGUAUGAAAACUGGACAUUGCUGCUUUUGCACACUUGAACCAGUUAAUGAGCCUUGAUAUAGAUUUGUACUUUAGUAUACAAUGAAAAGCCUGGAUAAAUAUUUUGUCUAACAUUUUUGUGAAUGGGAAGAAAGGUUGAAAAUAAGUGCCUUAGCCUUAUCCUGUAAUAAGUUAUAUUGAACGAAGGCCUUUUUAUCUUUUCUUCUGCAAAUUUUAGUAGCCUAGUCAGAGCCAUAAUAGCUGCCUCCAACUUUCAACUGUUACUUCAGUACUGACCACUGAAAUAGCUAUUAAAUUUCGAGCAGUUGUUUUGUGCUUGCAAUAUUAUUAAUCAUAAUGAUUUUUGGUGGAGUUCCCAAAAUCUAAUUACUGUCAUCAAAAGACAUGCUAAGUAGGGCAGGAAAUGUUUUCUGAAAAGUAGUCGGAACAAUGAGAUAUCUUCAACUGCUCUACCUAAAAGUUCCCAUCUGGACAUGUUUUCCAUUGCACCCUAUGCAUUUGUUUAUAACUGAUUGCAAAAACAGUGACAAAUACCAAAACUUGUAGCAAAGGUUCACCCUCAUGAAGGCUGGAAUGUAUUUUUUUAAUACGUUUUGAAAAUGUAUGCUCUAAUUUUAAGUAUUGCAUUGGAUCCCUGAAACAAAAGUUGAAAUGAUUAUUCUAAUUAAUUUACCUUGUGAAGGUAUCUUUAAGGUAUCAAGUAUUUAUUUAAUUUGCUAUUUGUGUUUGCUAAUCUUUUGAGUUUAUGUUCUGUUUAAUGUAAUUUAUUGUGACAGUUUCAUCUUGUGUAUGAGAAGGGUGUGAGAGUUCUUAAGCAGCCUGCUCCCAGCAUUCUGAAUCUGGGGUCGGUAUGGUUAAAGCUUUCUUAGUACACCUUUCAAAAGCAGCUGCAAAGGUUCCUUUGUCCUGAUUGCUUCAAAAGGGAUGAUAACUAUAGCACUUCAAAACCCAGCCUCUGGUUUACAGUUUUCUCUCAAACUGACUUUCUUCAAGAAUCAGGAUACAGACUUUUUUUUUCCCCAAGUGAUGUGUUUACUUCACAUUAAACAUCUGUGAAUCUCUUGACUGUUCCCCUCAAAAGGUUAAAGCUAUUGAGGAACAGCAGAUGAGGACAUUCCUCAGACAACCUGUCCAAGUAAACCCAUGCUAAAGUUUAUUUUUGUUAAAAAAGGAAGUGUUUUUAUGCUGGAAAUGAUGAAUUAUAGAAAAACUCAAUUGCGAUUAAUUAAUAUUAAUGCACUUCACAAAUAAGGCUGCACUAUCCAUCUGUGGCCUUUUGUGUACAUUAUCCAUGUCCAGUUUUUCACCCAGUUCUGUUUGAGAAACAUGAAAAUAAUGUAGGUUGAAUUAUGUGAAUGCACCUAAGUUGGCAAAUAAAAUCCAACUUGCUUAAACUGUCUGUGCUAAUUAUCAUUCAUUAAAGCUUUAGCUCUGAGGAAGCCAACUCCAUUCCCAUCCCGGCAUGUGCAGAUAAAACUAGUUUGCUCAUCAUUGUUCAGCUGCGUAAGAAGGAAAAUAACCAGGGCAGUAAAUAUGCCUCAUGAUUUAGAAAGAGCUUUAAUUGAGCAGAGAUGUGUAAUUCAUGUCAGGCAAUUUUGUUUUACAUUGUACUGAGAACUUUGGAGGAAUGAGAGGCUCUUGUGAAGCAGACCUGCACCUCAAAGCAGUGUUACAAGCUGGUUAAAUAAAUUGGUUACAUUCUGCAAA